AUGUGCAGUACCCUUGCAGGCCCCGUCGUCGCCGGCGGUCACUUUGCGAUAAGCUCGACCGCCCACGAGGACUCGAAGCUCAGCGACACCUUGCCGCUGGACGACGAAGACGACGACCUGCCCGACUUUCCCGACGCCACGUCCUCCUCAAGCUCCUCGUCCGACGAGCCGCCCAUCGAAGACCGCCUUCUCAAGCCGAUGCCUGUCCUCGCCGUGUGCCCGAUGGCCGACGCCCACACGAUGCUGCUCGACAAGCCGUCGAUGCUCGGCGCCGUCCAGAUCAACAUGCCGCCGCUGCCGCUCAACAUGCACUCGCCGCCGCCGCAAAACAUGAUUCUCAAGCGCGACCCGCUCGCGAUCCGCCAGCAGUACUGGAGCCAGCUUGGCAUCAACCUCUCGGUGCGCGACCUCGAGCGCUCGACGGGCCGCCGGCGCAUCAACCGCGAAGGCAUCAAGGUCAAGCUCAACGACGUCAACAUCAAGCCCAAGUCCAAGAGCUUUUUCAAAGCCUUCUCGCGCUGGGUGCGCAACGACUCGCGCGACAGCGACAUCUCGGAGGCCGCGGUCGAAGAAGCGAUUGCGACCGCCGAGUCGCCCAUGUCGUCGUCGUCCUCCUCCGACUCGGAGACCGAGGCGACGCCGCCGAAAGAGUCGUCGAUCUGGAUGCUGCAACAAGGGCGGUUAACACCGCCCCGGACGUCGCCGCUCGACGCGCCCACCGAGAAGAAGCAGAUCAAGUUCAACGAAGAGGCCGUCAUGUAUCACAUCCCGCUCCACCGCGAGCUCUCUCGGCGGCAACGCGACGCGAUGUGGUACACGCGCGAAGAGUUCAUUUCGAUGGUCGAGCGCAACCUCGACGAGAUGUACGACGAAAUGGAGCGCGAGUACGAAGAGCAGGUCAAGAUGGAAGCCACCGAGAACGACAUGAUGGCGGCCGAAGAGGCGUAUCAGCGCCGCGUCGCGGUCGAGCUCCAGAAGCAGACCGAGACGAUGCUGCAGCAACAGCUGCGAGCAGCCGCGCUCCUCCAGCAGCAAGCGCAGCUCGUCAAAGUGGCGCCGCGUGGCUCCAAGGAAAUCCGAUUCAAAUACCUCAAGCACCUCGGCAUCCACAACAACUAACUACUAUCAUCCCUACUAUAAUACUCUAUCUAUAAUCUAAAUCCACAUUCAGGUGUACA
This is a messenger RNA of Saprolegnia parasitica CBS 223.65, 1178 nucleotides long. RefSeq lists its product as hypothetical. The transcript has a single exon. NCBI's taxonomy places the organism in Eukaryota, Oomycota, Saprolegniomycetes, Saprolegniales, Saprolegniaceae. The coding region runs from base 1 to 1119 and encodes 372 amino acids. The record is from RefSeq and is a predicted model, not a curated record.